Messenger RNA from Daucus carota subsp. sativus, 768 nucleotides. RefSeq names its product DNA-directed RNA polymerases II and V subunit 8A. Bases 139 to 570 code for a protein of 143 amino acids. The transcript has 5 exons. NCBI's taxonomy places the organism in Eukaryota, Viridiplantae, Streptophyta, Magnoliopsida, Apiales, Apiaceae. The record is from RefSeq and is a predicted model, not a curated record. Gene Ontology annotation, biological process: DNA-templated transcription. Gene Ontology annotation, cellular component: RNA polymerase II, core complex; RNA polymerase III complex; RNA polymerase I complex.
GUAUUCGGCGUUAUAUCAAAAUGAAAAAUGAAACACCGUAUAUAAACCCUAAACCCUCAUUAUACUCAAAAGCCCUUGCAAGAAAGCUGCGUUUAAACCCAGGUCACGCUUGCUCGUGUGGAAGUGAAUUUUGUGAGGAUGGCUCAACUUUACUUUGAUGAUGUUAUCAAGGUUCACGAGAUAGAUGAUAAGAAGUAUGAUAAAGUUUCUCGCAUCAAAGCGCAGAGUGAGGAAUUGGACAUGAGCCUGGUACUAGAUGUGAACACAGAAAUAUAUCCAAUAUGUGUUAAGGACAGGUUUAGGAUGGUUUUGUCCAAGUCUCUAUAUCCAGAUGGUUCAGCUGUUACAGAGCUUAACCCCCAGGACCAGAAGAAAUCACUUGCAGACAAAUUUGAGUAUGUCAUGCAUGGACUGUUAUAUAAGAUGUCAGAGGACACCUCUGGUCGCGAUCCUUCAGCGGAGGUAUAUAUAUCAUUCGGAGGACUUCAGAUGAUGCUGAAGGGGAAUCCAACUAAGAUCGGAAAAUAUAAUGUUGACGAAAAGUUAUUUCUUCUCAUGCGAAGAUUGUAAAAUAUGACUAUUUCGUAAUGGAAGUGUUUUAGAUGUUUUGUUUCAACUUCGGAUUGACCGAAGAAUUUGAUGUGGCCAUGAAUUUCUCAACCCCUAAACAUUUGUAAAAUAUCAUGCCACAUUAUACUUCUGUAAAAUUGCAUGUCACAUUAUCUUUCAUAUUCAUCAGCAACUUAAUCUAACAUUAUUGGUCUGUAA